AUGGAAGCCGAAUUAGAUUUAUUAAUACAAGAUCGAAAAUACAAGAUCAUAAAGCAAAAUCAGCCCAUCGCUACACAAACUCCACAAACGCCUAUUCCAUCGCCAAUUAAUUGCCAUUCUAAUGAGGAUGAUAGCAUUGACUCCGUAAAUCUAGAUCAGACACAGGUACAAGAUUCCAUUUCUCCCGAAGUUAAUUCUAAUAACAUCUUUGAACAGAUAGUCGAUAUAUCUUUUGAUAACGCGCCAAAUUCUGAAGAUAAGGAGAUCAAUGAUUUUCUGGAUCGAAAAGUAAAAGAAAAAGUUGGUAAUAUGAUGAGAGAUAUAAACAGGAAAAAGAAACUAUUACGAACUGAGGCACAAAGUACUGUUUCUUCCGAAAUAGUAGAAGCUAGUACAACAGUGCCAGACACGAAGUGCAAUUUCCCCGAAAUAAAAAUUCCCUAUAAUCAAAAAGUAGAACAAGGUUUAAUGCGUGAAUUAUCUGCUGAGGAAUUCGAAAAAAAGGUUAGAGAUAUUAGUUCAAAAAACAAUAUUAAUGAUCAAAUGGCAAGAACUCAGAUUUAUGAUGAAAUGGAACCAUAUCUUCCUGGUGUUAAGAGAGAAUAUUUGCGUAAAAUAACCCAAAAAGCUAAAAACAUCUAUACAUUAUUUAAUAUUAAAGGGAUAGGAAUAGAUAAAAUCGAACACAUUACGUAUAGUGCUGAUGCAAUUUCUACAAAUUCAAAAUAUAAAUCGAUUGAAAAAAUUUCUGAAUCAACAAAUGCCAGAAAGAGACGAAAAAUCCAUCCUGAGUACACUUUAUUUGGAAAUAGUUCAACGAAAUUAGAUGUAAUUAUAGAACUUCGAAGUUACAAUGUAGAAAUUUUGGAAAUACCGAAAUGUCAUGAUGAUUUAAGACCAUACUGGAAUCAAAAUAGAACUGAAGGAUAUGUUGGGCAAUUUACGCGACGUAUUACAUUUUAA
Entrophospora candida is the source of this 963-nucleotide messenger RNA. The record is from the annotation of a GenBank genome assembly. NCBI's taxonomy places the organism in Eukaryota, Fungi, Glomeromycota, Glomeromycetes, Entrophosporales, Entrophosporaceae.